Aspergillus sclerotioniger CBS 115572 is the source of this 1827-nucleotide messenger RNA. Its product is annotated as GMC family oxidoreductase. The transcript has 2 exons. Gene Ontology annotation, molecular function: flavin adenine dinucleotide binding; oxidoreductase activity, acting on CH-OH group of donors. The record is from RefSeq and is a predicted model, not a curated record. The coding region runs from base 1 to 1827 and encodes 608 amino acids. Lineage: Eukaryota; Fungi; Ascomycota; Eurotiomycetes; Eurotiales; Aspergillaceae.
AUGACCGUCGCAAAAUCCUACGACUACAUUCUUGUUGGGGCAGGCAUCGGCGGCCUGGUGCUUGCCUCCCGUCUCACCGAAGACCCCAACGUGAAUGUCCUCCUGAUCGAAGCUGGCGCUAACCGCAUCGGCGAUCCUCGCAUUGAAAUCCCUGGAUUUCUGGGAACUCUGUACGGAAAUCCAGACUUUGACUGGGAUUAUAUGAGCGAGCCUCAGGCCCAUGUCAACAACCGUCAAAUUGCGCAGCCACGAGGCCGGGUGGUGGGUGGAACAUCCGCCAUGAACUUUUCCGUGAUCAUGUACCCUUCCGAGAGCAACUUUGCGGCGUGGAAGUCGCUUGGCAACCAGGGAUGGGGACCCAAAGACAUGGCCCCGUACUUGAGAAAGUUUCAUACCUACACUCCACCCCUACCAGGGGUCGCCAAUUACCUGUCCCUGAACCGGUACAUGGACAAGGAUAACCAGGGGAAGGACGGCCCAGUGCCAGUCACCCUGCCCGAUGUAUACGGCGUAUUCAACAAGGCUUGGGAUGAAAGCUUUGAAAACCUUGGCUGGCGCAGUGAUGCAGACCCCAUCUCGGGUCGCAAGAUAGGCACAUUCACUGCACCAUUGUCUGUUGAUGGAACGACGGGUCGUCGCGGUUACGCCGCUGCGUACUACACGCCGGAGGUGGCACAACGACCGAACCUGGACCUGCUGGCUGAGACUGUCGUCGAACGAGUAUUGUUGACAAAGGAUGCCGACGGUCAGGCCGUCGCGACAGGCGUGCAGGUCCGGUCAAAGGGCGAAGAGAGCCGACAAAUCUCCGCGACUCGCGAGGUCAUCAUCUGCGCAGGAAGUCUCAACUCGCCACAGCUGCUGGAAUUAUCCGGUGUUGGUCAACGCGAGCUUCUAGAAAAACACAACAUCCCGGUCAUUGUCGACAGGCCCGGUGUUGGGGAGAAUCUGCAAGAUCACUGCUUGGCAGGCAUCAGCUUCGAAGUUGCGGACGGACAAAUUUCCGGUGACAUAAUGCGUGAUCCCAACAUCGUGCAAUCCUUGAUCGAACUUUAUGAGAAAACGAGGGCAGGUCCGCUGGCCGGAAUGCCCAUUAGCAUGGCAUACCUGCCUCUAAUGGACCAUGAGGGCCAGCUAUCGAACGAAAAGAUUCGAGAGCUGCUUACCCAACACCUUGACCAAGGCCUGGAGGAUGUCCCGCUGACUCGCCAAAAGCAGUACGCUCUGCAGCGGAAAUUGCUCCAAGACGGUGGCAAUGCCUCCUCUCAGUACAUGUUCUUACCAAUUCAAACGCACAUGUUAUCCGGCAAGACGACCAUGGCGGAUGUGCUGGAAAAGGCUCUCCCAGGGAACUACAUCACCAUCAUGGUCUUGCACAACCAUCCUUUCUCGCGGGGAUCAGUGCAUAUCCGCUCUUCCAGUCCCCAAGACAAACCGGUCAUUGACCCGAACUAUCUAUCGCAUCCUCUUGACAUCGAGAUCCUGGCCCGUCACGUCCAGUACCUUGAUCGAAUCGUCGCCACCGAGCCGUUUGCGGGGUUGUUGAAACCCAAUUCCCGGAUUCCUGAGCAGGCUAUUGAUCUGACUGACCUGGAGAAGACGAAGGAGAUUGUCAAGGAGCGUCUUUACACGUGUUUCCACCCAUCGGGCACUUGCGCCAUGAUGCCCGUAGAGCUAGGGGGUGUUGUGAACGCACAAUUGCGGGUGCACGGCACGCGUAAUCUACGGGUUGUCGAUGCAAGCAUCUUUCCCUUGGAGCCGGCGGGAAACAUCCAAGCUACGACGUACGCGGUGGCGGAGAGGGCAGCGGAUUUGAUUCGGGGUGUUUGA